AUGACAGGACUAGACGUCUUCCUCACCAUGACCGAGGAUACUGAAGCAACUCGCUACUGCCAUUCGAGGUCCUCGUCACCGUCCUCUUGGGUCAACAAGUUGGCCCGUAUGGCGAAAAAUGAAGAUCUCGGUGAGAAGGAGGAGUUGAUUAAGAACGAAUCUGAGAAUGCAGACACCCACAGCCUCUCCUCGAGCGUCCGCCAGCACGUCGUCGACGGCCACUUGCGGUAUCACGCUUAUCACGCAGGAAAGUACGCGUUCCCAAACGACGAGAACGAGCAGCUGCGCGAUGAUCUCAAGCACAACUUGACCAUUCAACUGUGCGGCAGCAACUACUUUUACGCCCCUGUACGCAAACUGCUCGAACGAGGGGCCAACGUGCUAGAUUUAGGCAAGCACGGGAACGGGCAAGUGGUGCAUCGAAAGGGCCCAGUGGCCGAUUCCUUUCCUGAAACCCGCUUUCAUGGCAUGGACCUUUCGCCCAUCCAGCCAAACUGGGUUCCCGAGAACACCGACUUUGUAGUCGACGACAUCGAGCACGAGGGCGGCUGGACGUACCCCCUGAACACUUUUGACUACAUCCACGUGCGCCACACGAUUCACUCGAUCAAGAAUCGUCCACAGAUGUGGGAGCGCAUCUUCAACCACUUGAAACCCGGAGGCUACGUCGAGGUCCAAGAGUUUCAGUAUGUCGCCGCCUGCGACGACGAUUCUUGUGACGGGCCCUACGCCCUGCGCGACUUUUUGAACUAUCUGCAGGCCGGCUUGGAGGCGCUGGGGUCGCAGCUCAACAGCAUCCAGCACGCCGAAGACGAGCUCCUUGCCGCCGGCUUCGAGGACUUGAGAUACCAGGAUCUCAAGUCUCCCAUCGGGCCGUGGCCCAAGAGGCCGCAGCUGAGGGAAUGCGGCAGCAUUCUACGAGACGUCAUCAUGUGGGGGCUCAUCGGCCUCGCGCGGAGGCCCUUCCGCGAUGGCCUCGGUUGGACGAGCGUGCAGAUCGAGAUGUUCCUCAUCGAGGUGCGCAAGGAUCUGGCUCGAGAGGUCGACGGCGUGCCCGUCUUUCAUUCCUACUUUUUCUUUCGCAGCAUCUAUGGACGCAAACCGUCAGGCGGCAACACUUUCCCCAAGGACCAGAUUGGGAAGUAG
Drechmeria coniospora is the source of this 1146-nucleotide messenger RNA. RefSeq lists its product as uncharacterized. Gene Ontology annotation, molecular function: methyltransferase activity. The transcript is spliced from 4 exons. Lineage: Eukaryota; Fungi; Ascomycota; Sordariomycetes; Hypocreales; Ophiocordycipitaceae. The record is from RefSeq and is a predicted model, not a curated record. The coding region runs from base 1 to 1146 and encodes 381 amino acids.